Molecule: messenger RNA, 3389 nt
Organism: Gavialis gangeticus (Gharial)
Lineage: Eukaryota; Metazoa; Chordata; Crocodylia; Gavialidae
Gene: CSF1R
Product: colony stimulating factor 1 receptor
Exons: 21
Coding region: 181-3072 (963 amino acids)
Biological process (GO): cytokine-mediated signaling pathway; osteoclast differentiation; positive regulation of kinase activity
Cellular component (GO): signaling receptor complex; CSF1-CSF1R complex
Molecular function (GO): ATP binding; macrophage colony-stimulating factor receptor activity; cytokine binding
Source: RefSeq, a predicted model, not a curated record
GGCCAGUUUUGAAAAAAAAAAAAAAAAGAGAAGUUUCUCCCAGAUCAAGCAAGCCCCUGAAGAGGAGUCAGCGUCACUCGCCACUCCAGCCUUCUCCCUCCAGGGGAUCCACCGUGCCGGGCAUCAGCUCCACACCUGCGUGCGGGAGACCUGAUCGGUGCUGAGCGAGCCCCAGGGGACAUGGGGCCUGGCCUCCUGGUGCUUCUGGUGGCAGCUGGCAUCUGGCAUAGUUCAGCAUCUCCAACCAUUGAACCUAACGUCCCCACUGUGACAGUGAACAGCAGAGACCCGGUGAACUUCCUUUGCUAUGGGGACUCCAGAGUAGAAUGGGUCACCAAAUUGAAAGACAAAGUUGUGCGCACCAUGGGCACUAACAGCACACUUACUAUCGCCAGUGCUACCUACAAGGACACGGGCACCUACCAGUGUGCCUACACCAACAGCAGCAACCGUGGGAGAGCCUCUGUGCAUCUCUUUGUGAGAGAUCCCAUGAACAUGUGGUACGUCAGCACCGUCAGAGUCCAAGUAAAGGAAGGCAGUGACGCCCAGCUCCCCUGUCUGAUCACCAACCCAGCCUAUGGAUCCAACGUUACUCUAGUAAUGAACGACCAUUCCCCCAUCCUACCAGGGACAGAGUUUUCUUUCAGUGCUCAGGAUGGAGUAACGAUAUACAGAGUCCAGCAGGCUCAGAAAGGUUACUACAGAUGCCAGGUCCUGAUCAACGGAGAAGCAAAGAAGUCAACAAAGAUCAGACUGCUUGUUUCUGAAGCAGUGGAGAUGCCCGUCUCGGUCACCAUGGAGACAAAAGACCACGUGCGAAUCCAGGGUGAGCUUUUCUGGGUCACCUGCCAAGUAAAGGCUCCUUCCCACAAGUACGACAUCACGUGGAAGCAUCCGGCUGAGAACGCCACAAUCACCAAAAGCACUGACUAUGUAAAGAAGGAUUACAUCAUUAACGUCACCCUGACCAUUGCUGCAGUGACAAUGGGAGAUAGCGGAAGAUACACUUGCAUAGCUAACAAUUCAGGUGGAUCCAGGAGCUUGUCAACUGUGCUCAAAGUCGUAGAGAGAGGCUACGUGCAUCUGUCUCCUGUGCAGAACGCCACCCAGAAGGUAGCACUGGGAGGGAGCUUGCAACUGCAGGUCCAGAUUGAGGCUUACCCUCCCCUUCAUGACUGGGGCUGGAGGCAUCACAACCCUUCAGAGGACAUUGAGAACUCCAAGCUUGAAAACCAGAUGGCUACUGGCAACAACCGGUACAACAACACGCUCGUCCUGAGCCGCCUACAGAGGGUGGAAAGCGGCCUCUACACCUUCUACGCUGCAAACAGCGAGGACACCGCAUCCGUGACCUUCAGCCUGUUCCUGAAGUCCCCGCCUCGGAUGAACAUUGUGCCAACCAACAACUCCAAGACCCUUCGCUGCCUGGCCGACGGCUACCCUGCUCCUCACGUCGAGUGGUAUCAGUGCUACAAGCACACUGAGAGAUACAACCCAAACUGCACCUUGAUUCUGAACGACACCAAACCACAGGUCCUGGAUAAGACGCUUUUCAAAACUGUGCAAGUUGAGAGCAUCCUUGCAGUCCCCAAGAUGAACGCCAACCUUACCUUUUGCUGUGUGGCCAUCAAUGAAGAGGGGAAUGCCUCUGAGACCUUCCACCCUUACAUUACAAGGGAAGUGUGGAUGGCCCCCAACAAGCUCUUCAACCCCACCUUGUACAGCUGCGUGGGAAUAUCCGUCCUGCUGCUCCUGCUCCUCCUCUUCCUCCUGUACAAAUACAAGCAGAAACCCAAAUACCAGGUGCGGUGGAAGAUCAUUGAAGCCUGCGAAGGGAAUAACUACAUCUUUAUUGACCCCACCCAGCUGCCAUACAAUCAGAAGUGGGAGUUCCCCAGAAACAACCUACAGUUUGGAAAGACCCUUGGAGCAGGGGCUUUUGGAAAAGUGGUCGAAGCCACUGCUUUCGGGCUGGGGAAGGAAGACUCUGUCCUCAAAGUGGCCGUGAAGAUGCUGAAGGCCACAGCCGACACAGAUGAGCAGGAGGCGCUCAUGUCUGAGCUCAAGAUCAUGAGUCAUCUGGGCCACCAUGAGAACAUUGUGAACCUGCUGGGAGCAUGUACCUGCGGAGGCCCAAUCUUGGUCAUCACAGAGUACUGCCGCUAUGGAGAUCUGCUAAAUUUUCUGCGGAAGAAAGCAGAGUGCCUAAUCAUCCAGGACUUGAGCUCGGAUUCCUCUCCGGACAACACUGCCAAUUACAAGAAUAUCUAUCUGGAGAAGAAGUAUGUCCGAAGUGACAGCGGGUUUGCAAGCCAGAGUUUAGAAACAUAUGUGGAAAUGAGACCUGUGUCAUCAUCGUCGUCAUCCUCCUCAGACUCCACACCCACAAGGGGCAAGACCCCACAGGAAGAGGAGAAGGAAGAUGCGCGGCCCCUGGACCUGUACGACCUGCUGCAAUUCUCCAAUCAGGUGGCCCAGGGCAUGGCCUUCCUUGCCGCAAAGAACUGCAUCCACCGUGACGUGGCAGCAAGGAACGUGCUGGUGUCGGACGGGCGAGUAGCCAAGAUCUGUGACUUCGGGCUGGCCAGGGACAUCAUGAACGAUUCAAACUACGUCGUGAAAGGCAACGCUCGUCUGCCCGUGAAGUGGAUGGCCCCAGAGAGCAUCUUUGACUGCAUUUACACAGUGCAGAGCGAUGUGUGGUCUUAUGGCAUCCUCCUCUGGGAGAUCUUCUCGCUAGGUAAAAGCCCAUACCCAGGCAUGGCAGUGAAUAGCAAAUUCUACAACAUGGUGAAGCUGGGAUACCAGAUGGCCAGGCCAGAUUUCGCUCCUUUGGAAAUGUACAGCAUCAUGCAAGCAUGCUGGAACCUGCAAGCCACGCAGCGGCCAACCUUUGACCAGAUCUGUUGUCUCAUUCAGAAGCAACUGGAAGUCAACAAGGAGAAGGACUACAUAAACCUCCCCACAGAGGAAGACAGUGGGUGCGAACCCUCCAGCUGCUGCGAGGAGUCCUGUGACCAAGGAGAGAGCAGUCAGCCCCUUCUGAACAGCAACAAUUACCAGUUCUGUUAAGGCUGUAUGGUCACCGGGGAUAGGUCCCUAUUCUCCACUCACCUUUGCAGAGGACUUGGCUUGAAGGCAGGCUCCUCAUGCUAAGUCUCCUUAUUGCAGUGCUUUCUGAAGUAUGAGAGAUUUACAGCAUUUCCCCCUUGAAGAGCCAUCAUGGUAGGAGCAAAAAGCUAAGACUUGGCCCUGAUCCAUGUAGGGGUCAUGUUUGUCAUCCUCGCAGACUGAGCUGUGUUCCUCACCAAUGCCAGUAACAUAAAGACACACUGGUUAAGUCUUCCUGACUAGCCACUGCAAAUCCAUGCUAUCCAGUUCUUAUGAGC